AUGGAUCUGAAACACCUCACAACUGCAGACCAGGUUGAUCAAUUCUUCCUUAAUGAAGUUGAUUUCCAGCUAAUCGAGCUUCGUCAGUGGACUGAACUCGAUGGACCUCAAUCUGUGGAUAUCCAUGGACCGGAAGAGACGAUCGAUUUGCUCAAAGAAAUACUGGAUACACAACUGCGCCAGAUUCAAACGGACCACGAACGACAAAUCGCGGACCUCGUCCGCUCGGCGCACACAUCCAACCCAGUACGUUUUGUUUACCAAGAUCGACCGCAGUACUUGCUCUGUCUAACCAGUCCGUAUUUCGAUCGGGCACAAAUACAGUGGUACGGUCUGUUAAACAUCAGUGGUCAAUGGCAUCCGAUUGCUCCGUUGGAAUCGUUCACUAGGGUCUUGGCCACAGGGCAGAAGAAUUUUAUCCUCGCCUCCAUGAUCCAAUUAGUGUCCACGAACAGCGAACGUACACCGCUUCGUUGGACUGCCAUCAAGUGUGUGAACAAAGCGGACAGUUCGACGGACUAUCCGGACGGGCCUGUGGAUGUCACCAGUUUGGAUUCGAAAAAGCCGGCGAUGAAGUUGAUCGACUUGAAGAGUUAUGCCGCUGUGGCGAAGCUGUCUGUGGAAAAAGACGACCAGUCCACUGUGAUAUCCAAUACAGCCACGCACCUCGGUCCGGAUGGAAUGAUUCGAUCCAGUCUGAAUAUCCAGUUGACACGGGAACGAAACGGACGAUUCUACAGCUUGUUGCGGGCCACAGACCCAGCAGUCAUCUCCGGGGUUAUGACUCGGUUGGAAAAUGAGAAACGGUCCGAUCAGCUACCCGGUGGCCGAGUGGGUAGAAUGCUUGCCUUCUGCCCAUGA
Molecule: messenger RNA, 861 nt
Organism: Echinostoma caproni
Lineage: Eukaryota; Metazoa; Platyhelminthes; Trematoda; Plagiorchiida; Echinostomatidae
Source: the annotation of a GenBank genome assembly